This is a messenger RNA of Salmo salar (Atlantic salmon), 1397 nucleotides long. RefSeq names its product neurturin-like. Lineage: Eukaryota; Metazoa; Chordata; Actinopteri; Salmoniformes; Salmonidae. Gene Ontology annotation, molecular function: glial cell-derived neurotrophic factor receptor binding; growth factor activity; receptor tyrosine kinase binding. The record is from RefSeq and is a predicted model, not a curated record.
CUUCCUGCACUAUAACUUACACACUUUAUUUUUCUCUUUUCCCCCUCCCUCCUUACUUACUUGUUUUUACUCUAAAGACUCAGAAAGAAAGGGACCUCUGAUCUCAUUGAUUUGCAGCCGUACAUGCUUAUUAAGGUGUCGGACAGAUAUACUUGUCCCUGGCAGAAGGUGUCCAAAUCAUCACCCUAGCUCUCGUCCGUCAGCCAGAGACACAGACAGCGAGAUUAGCAUGUCCAAAGUAAUCAGACUAGCUGCGAGAACAACUACAAAGAAGGGGGUAGGAGGAAAGGAGGGAGAGACAGGAGGAGGAAUGAAGAGAGGGAAGAGGAGGGGGAAAGGGAGGAGUACGAGUAGUCGGAAGAAGGAAAAGGAGGAUAGGGCGGUGGAGCAACAGUUGGGAAGAGAAGCAUCUGAGAGGCUACAUACUCCUGUUAACUAUUCUCUAGUAGCCAUCCGAUCUAGUGAUUCAAGCCUUUUCCUUACUGUGGUCUCACCCACUCUGCUUGGAGCCUGGCUGUGAAUGGACUGGUGGAGGAACAUACAGCUGAAGAGAUUUUCAAUGCUCCUCCAAAUUCUAAGAUGAAGUUAUGGAAAGGUGCCAGCUUUGUCUUCAUGCUCUGUGCUGCGUUACUGUUCCUCCACCUCACUAGAAACAUCAUGGUUACUACUGGACCUGCAAGACUUCAACCUAGGAUAACCUCGUCAUCGUCUUCAUCAUCAUCAUCAUCAUUAUUAUCGUCUAAACCACUGUCGCUCUCAGUGACAAAGCCAAUACCACCACCACCACCAUUAUCUUCAGUAGCAUCAUCACUACCGUUAUCAUCAUCAUCAUCAUCGUCUUCCUCCUCAUCCAGGAUGAAGGCUGGGCUCCACAGAACAGCGCGGGCUGUAGACACCAUCAGCUCUCUCCUCUCCCAGUUCUCCCACCUUCUCCAGAGCUUCACCGAGGGAGAACUGAAGAAGGUGAUCGGGACCCUGAUUGACAGGAGUAGCAAGAGGAGAGGCAGGAACAGUGGAGAGGAGAGCCAGGAGAGCUCCUCCCAGAGGACUAAGGGAGCUAAGAGUGGGCGCAGGAAGAGGUUAAAGCCGUGCUCUCUGCGGGAGGUGGAGGUGACGGUGGGGGAACUGGGGCUGGGCUACGACAGCGAUGAGACUCUCCUCUUCAGGUACUGCAGCGGCAGGUGCGCCGCUCGCCGACUACGCAACUAUGACAUCGUCCUGGAACACACGAGGAGGGCGGGGCUCAUUAGAAAGGGGCGGAGAGACAAGGUGCACUACAGCCCGUGCUGUCGGCCUAUCGCGUACGAGAAGGAUAUCUCCUUCCUGGAUAACAACAGUAGAUACCACACGGUGCAGGAGGUAUUGGCACGAGAGUGUGGCUGUGCGUGACCCUGGGG